GGAAUUAUCCUUUAAAGACAGUAAAGCUUCCUGUAAGGUGUGCGCAAUACUACACAGUGCUUCUCAAAUGCUGUUGCAACCCUACAAAAAACCAUAUGCUGUAUGCCAACUCAUCACAACAGGAGGAAGAGAAAACAUCAAAUAUCUGUCUUCAUCUGAACAAACAGGUUCACGUGCAUCUCGCUGGACAAGCAGCAUUAAACAUAACAGCUGUGGUUUAUAUCUGAAGAUGACUUUGUUUCAUAAAUUACGAAUCUUGAUCUCCUCAAAUUUAAGUAUAUAUUCUUUUAUUCUGAGUUCUUUGUCAUUUGGAAUGGAGGCAUUGGUUGAAGUGAAGUUUUCCUGUCCAUGCAAUACCGCUUCAAAUCAAGUUCUUUUCUGGCUAGUACUGAUGGCUCCUGCUUUAUUCGUCUUUCUUUUAAUAUUCCUGUUUUCAAGACCCUUUAAAGAUGAAUAUAAGUGCUGCUCUCUUAAUUGUAAAAAGACUUCAUCUGACACGUCAAACCCUGGCGAACCUCGGGAGCUACGUUCUCUCACUACACCAACGUCUGACCAAACACAUGAAACAACAUCUGACCAAACUCAUAGUCCACCAUUUAAACAAACUCAUUUCAUAAUACCGUUUGUACAAUGUCUAGUUCCACCUGUUGUGUGGUUCUUCGUCGUGCUUUAUGAUGGUGACUAUUACGCUUGUAGUAAGACAGACUGGAGUGGAACAUAUGUUACAGAUGAUGAGCUGAAAAUUCAAUGGUGUAAACCCAGAAACUCAAGUAAAGGAGGUCUUGAACUACGUGAUCACACUCAGGCUUUACUCACAAAGUCAAAGAAGUAUAGCUUCAUUCUGGCCAUCGUCUUCUGCCUUAUCACGCUUGUUAUUGUGGGUGCCUAUGACUUAUAUAAACGGAAAAAACGUGGUGAAACUUCAGGACAAUAAAGUGACAAAUGUCUAAAUAUGAUUCUGUGGCUUAAUCAAUAUAGUGUAAAAAGUAUAAGCUGCUUUACUUAAAAAUUACUAUGUCAGAAUUUAUGCUCUUAAUUUACCAAAAAAUUGCUUUUGUUUAAAAACUUUGUUGGAGACUCAAGAUUUAUUUUAUGUUCGUUCUUGUAAUAAUAUUUGCAUCUCAGAAGCAUGUACUGAAAGUUUUGAAAGGGUGUCGUAUCAGUGACAGCUUUUGUACCUUUCUUUUGUAAUAAACUAGCACGUGGUCAAUUUGUGUGAAACUUUUAAAGAAUUUUAAGAAUGCAAAGCUUUAGUUAAUGUGUUUUUGUUUCAAUAAAAUGAACUGGAAAUCUUCA
Misgurnus anguillicaudatus (oriental weatherfish) is the source of this 1296-nucleotide messenger RNA. The record is from RefSeq and is a predicted model, not a curated record. Lineage: Eukaryota; Metazoa; Chordata; Actinopteri; Cypriniformes; Cobitidae.